This is a messenger RNA of Cynoglossus semilaevis (tongue sole), 2503 nucleotides long. RefSeq names its product serine peptidase inhibitor, Kunitz type 1 a (gene spint1a). Bases 211 to 1743 code for a protein of 510 amino acids. Gene Ontology annotation, molecular function: serine-type endopeptidase inhibitor activity; protein binding. Gene Ontology annotation, biological process: extracellular matrix organization; epidermis development; epithelium development. The transcript has 10 exons. NCBI's taxonomy places the organism in Eukaryota, Metazoa, Chordata, Actinopteri, Pleuronectiformes, Cynoglossidae. The record is from RefSeq and is a predicted model, not a curated record. Gene Ontology annotation, cellular component: plasma membrane.
UGUGUGGGAGUUUCACAGCACUUUAGGAGCAGUUGUCAGUCACCUCUGUUCGAAACCAGCUGCGCUUCGACGUCGCAACGUUUUAACCGGCAUUUUAGAUUGUGUUUCCGGUCUGAACGUCGUCACAGGGGCUGCGGCUGUCUACACUACCUGUCGCUUCGGUCAGUUUUUCUUUACUGUGAAACGUUUUUAAAAAAGGGACUUUCGAACAUGACCGUGUCUCUCAGGGGACACCUGGGAGCCUGUGUCCUGCUCCUGCUCCUGUCCCUGUUCGGUUUCGGUAGAGCUCAGGAAACAGGGGAACCGUGUUUGUCCCAAUUCAAGAGCGGACGGGAGGACUUCGUGCUCGACACCGACGAGUCGGUGAAAGACGGAGCGACCUUCUUAUCGUCGCCCAAGUUGGAGCGUUACAGAGACUGCGUGGCCUCCUGCUGUAAGGAGCCCAGGUGUAACGUGGCCUUCAUGGAGAGGGGGGACCUGGAGGGAACGGUCAAGGCCUGCUUUCUCUUCGACUGUCUCUACAAGAAGAAGUACGCCUGUCGCUUCGUUAGGAAGAAAGGCUACAUCAACUAUAUCCUGGAGUCCGUGUACGACAGCUACCUGGAAGUGGACACUCCUCCAAAUGAAAGUGACCGCCCCCCUGUGGCUAAUGGUGGACCGGACCUUGUGGUCCAACCACAGGACAGUGUGACACUCAACGGCAUCAGGAGCAAAGACGACCAUAGUAUUGCAAGCUAUCAGUGGCAAAUGCUAACUCCGUACCCGUAUGCUACCAUCGAGACAACCAACUUCAAAGACCAGAUCAUUGUGUCCAACUUGACUUCUGGGACGUACAAGUUCCAGCUGACUGUCACAGACAAUAUCGGCCAAUCAGACUCCACCAAGCUCACCGUCCUGGUUCUUACUCCUGAGCAGUCUGGACACCACUGUAUGGCUCCAAAAAAGGCCGGACCGUGUCGUGGAGCUUUCCCGCGGUGGCACUACAACGCCGCCUCAGAGAAGUGCGAGGAGUUCUCCUAUGGAGGCUGCAAAGGGAAUCUCAACAACUACUUGAACAUGGAUGAGUGCACCAGGGCUUGUUACGGCUCAGAAAAAUCCACUGGUACUGGUCGUGGUCUGCCAAUUGAACCAGCACCUGCGGUGGAGAAAUGUGGCGCCCCCUGUACAGAAGACCAGUUCACCUGUGCAAACGGCUGCUGUUUGGACCCCGGCCUGGAGUGUGACCAGACCAAGCAGUGCAGCGACGGCUCAGACGAGCUGAAGUGCGAAGACUUGGAGAACAAAUUUCGGAUUCUGCUCCAGAUUCCACUGGAUGAGCAGAAGGUGCGAUGCACAGAGCCUCCUGACACAGGAAGCUGCAGGGACAGUAUCACCAAGUGGUACUACAACCCAGUCCAGAAAGACUGCUUCCGCUUCAACUACGGCGGCUGCCAGGGAAACGAGAACAAGUUCGACCAACGGGAGUCCUGUAUGAAAGUUUGUCGUGGUGUAACAGAACAAGACGUGUUUGCCCGAAAAGAUCAGUUUGAAAAACAGACGUCUGACAACCAGACAGCUAUCAUAGCCAUCGCCGCCGUGCUGGGUUUAGCCAUCGUCAUCCUCCUGGGCGUCGUCUGCUACUGCUUCGUCAAAGGCAAGAAGAAGUCCUCGCAGCACCAGCGUGUGCCGGCCAACACCAUCCCCGUCACCACCAUGGAGGACAGGGAGCGUCUGGUCUACAACUCCACCACCAAGCCCAUCUGACCCCGAUGACCUUCACCGGUGCCCCCCACACCUCCCUUCAGAGCGUGGUUAUCAGAUUGAUGACGGAGGACAUGACAUCUGUUGAGUGCCGUUAUUUGUUUUGUCCAUAUAUGGAUGUUUUAAAGGAUAGAUGUAAACAGGACGCAGAAAUGGGGCCGCUAUUGAUUUGACUUUUAGCCUGUAAUUAAUGCAGCGACUUGUCAGGUGUGUGACUCUCAGGUUCAUGGUGAGGAUUUUGUCGGUAGACGUAGUUUAUCUGACAGACUGGACUCUUGUACAUGUUUUUACUGUGACAUUCCUGAUCUGAUAGCUACUAGAAAUUACCAGUUUUAUUAACACAAACGUAUCUGGCAGUAGGUCUGUGUUUCUUUUUGUUUGUUUUUUCCAUCUCUUUUUGUGCCUUAAUAACAUCCACCAAAAUGAUCCCUCACUCACUAAAGUUCUGCUGCUUUUUUUUCUCUCUUCUAGUUUUCUUUUUUUUUAUGCUGUUUGUUACACUAAAUGACAUGUUAACAUUUUUGUACAUAAUCUUUUGACUUUGGAAAGUGCUAUUUUAUUUGAGGAGAAUAUUUUUUCACGUGUCUAUAGUGUUUUUAGAUAAAGUGGAACUGGCACGACAAACCAAACCUUCUCAAGCAGCAGUGUUGUCAAAGCUUUAAGUUGUCUGACGUUUGUACAUAUUACCUGAUCGAACUCCUCGUAGAUUUUUUUUUUUUUUUUUCCGUGAUGUUCAUACUAAAUAAAAAAAAUUUGGAAAAUA